Dryobates pubescens (Downy woodpecker) is the source of this 1596-nucleotide messenger RNA. It is a transcript of the gene STK38L, whose product is annotated as serine/threonine kinase 38 like. The record is from RefSeq and is a predicted model, not a curated record. The coding region runs from base 8 to 1402 and encodes 464 amino acids. Gene Ontology annotation, biological process: peptidyl-serine phosphorylation; intracellular signal transduction. The transcript has 13 exons. Gene Ontology annotation, molecular function: protein serine/threonine kinase activity; ATP binding. NCBI's taxonomy places the organism in Eukaryota, Metazoa, Chordata, Aves, Piciformes, Picidae.
UGUUACCAUGGCGAUGACUGCAGGGACUACAACUUCCUUUCCCAUGAGUAACCACACCCGGGAGAGAGUGACGGUGGCCAAACUUACGCUGGAGAACUUCUACAGUAACCUAAUUAUACAGCAUGAAGAGAGAGAAACCAGGCAGAAGAAGCUAGAAGUGGCUAUGGAAGAGGAAGGCCUUGCAGAUGAGGAGAAAAAAUUGCGCAGGUCACAACACGCUCGCAAGGAAACAGAGUUUCUGCGACUGAAGAGGACUAGACUUGGCUUGGAUGAUUUUGAGUCUUUGAAAGUUAUAGGAAGAGGAGCAUUUGGGGAGGUACGCCUUGUUCAGAAGAAGGAUACAGGUCAUAUUUAUGCAAUGAAGAUACUGAGAAAAGCAGAUAUGCUGGAGAAAGAGCAGGUAGCCCAUAUCCGAGCAGAAAGAGAUAUUUUGGUUGAAGCAGAUGGAGCCUGGGUGGUGAAAAUGUUUUACAGCUUUCAGGAUAAAAGAAAUCUUUACCUGAUCAUGGAGUUCUUACCUGGAGGUGACAUGAUGACUUUGCUAAUGAAGAAAGAUACCUUAUCAGAAGAGGAGACACAGUUUUACAUUUCUGAAACUGUGUUGGCCAUAGAUGCUAUUCACCAGCUGGGGUUCAUCCACAGGGAUAUUAAGCCAGAUAACCUUCUACUGGAUGCUAAGGGUCAUGUAAAACUGUCUGAUUUUGGGCUAUGCACAGGUUUAAAGAAAGCUCACAGAACUGAGUUCUACAGGAAUCUCACACACAACCCACCAAGUGACUUCUCAUUUCAGAACAUGAACUCCAAGAGAAAAGCAGAAACGUGGAAGAAAAACAGGCGACAGCUGGCAUAUUCUACUGUUGGAACUCCAGACUAUAUUGCACCAGAAGUAUUCAUGCAGACUGGGUACAACAAGCUGUGUGACUGGUGGUCUUUGGGAGUGAUUAUGUAUGAAAUGCUAAUAGGGUAUCCACCUUUCUGCUCAGAAACACCACAGGAGACUUACAGAAAAGUUAUGAACUGGAAAGAAACAUUGGUGUUUCCUCCAGAGGUGCCCAUUUCAGAGAAAGCAAAGGAUUUAAUUCUAAGGUUUUGUAUCGACUCGGAGAAUAGAAUUGGUAGUAAUGGAGUAGAGGAAAUAAAGAGUCAUCCCUUUUUUGAAGGAGUAGACUGGGGGCAUAUCAGAGAAAGACCAGCUGCCAUUCCUAUCGAAAUCAAAAGUAUUGAUGAUACUUCAAACUUCGAUGAAUUUCCUGAAUCAGAUAUUUUACAGCCAGUGCCAAACACAACGGAACCUGACUACAAAUCCAAAGACUGGGUUUUCCUCAAUUACACCUACAAGAGGUUCGAAGGGCUGACACAGCGUGGCUCCAUCCCUUCCUACAUGAAAGCUGGGAAGUUGUGAGGCAAGCACACAAACCCACGGAGGAAAUAACAAUACAAACCUCAGGUAGCUGCAUCACCAGACCUGCUUGGUGUUACUAAUCACUUCACUGACUCUGCACAUCAAUUUCACAAGGAAAUUCUACAGGAUUAGGAUUUCUGAGACUACUACAGGAAUUAGUUGGCAGUGCCAGCUGGCUUUUCUUUUGGUUUUUU